AUGACUGAGGUAGCGGGGCUUCUCGUCAGCGUUGGUGGUCUUACCGAGAUUGUGGGACAAAUCACCAGACUCAGUUAUACCUACGUAUCCGACAUCAAAUCUGCUCCCAAAACACAAAAGCUAUAUCUCCAAGAGCUGUUAGCGCUCACAGAUGUGCUUUUUCGGGUAGAAAGGGCUAUCCGAGAGGCAGAAACUACCGGUUUAAAACUGUUCUCGUUCCCAAAUUCGCUCAAUGAUGAGGCUCUUCGAGAGUGCCGCCGCCACUUGUCGGUCCUUCAUCUCGAUCUCGACAAGCGACUGCACCGCCUCUUAUGGCCAUUCCAAGAAGACGAGUUCCAAAAAUAUAUUGAUCUUUUGCAUCGCUACACAGCUCUCUUUGUCGAUUUUCUUUCAAUAAAUAUGAUGUUCGAAGACCCAUCUCCUCUCCGAGGCAAUCACUUGCAAAGUCAACUAAUUUGUAGCAGGUCCGUUGCCAAAAACAUUACAGCGAUCGACCAAGAGCAAAUCAGGCAGCAUCUUUACUCGCUUUUCCCGGCAUCCGAUAACCUUUUACGCUCCAAACCAGAUGUUUGUCCUGGAACCGGCGAAUGGUUUUCGAACUCACAAGAUGUGGAGAGCUGGCGUAUUGGAGCCCCAUCGCUGCUCUGGUGUUACGGAGCCCCUGGUGUCGGGAAAACGCUACUUUCAUCAAUCACGAUUGGCCGCCUAUGUGAUACGAGAUUAGAGACUACAAGCUCCGUGGUAUACGUAUUUUGUCAGUUUUCAUCGCGGGAGCAACAAACCCUGACAGCAAUUUUGCAAUGCAUGAUCCGACAAGUAAUCGAGCAAGCAGAUGAAAAGGUGCUUGUCACAAUGAAACAUCUUUUCGCGGACCCAAUGAAGCAGCGCGACCAUGCAGGACUCGCUGAAGCAUUUGCAGCAGCAUCUGAGCUGAAGUCGACCUACCUUCUAAUUGAUGGCCCCGAUGAAAUGAUUGGAGCAGAUGGUUUACUCCCUUAUCUGCCUUGCUUUGUUGAAAGUGGGUGCAAGGCAAUGGUCACAAGCCGAGACAUUAGCCAUAUCAGGAAGGCGAUGAAUUCUGCAACCAAGAUGGAGAUAUGUUCGCGAUCUGAAGAUCUAGAGAUCUACAUCGGCUCUCGCUUUCAAAAGAACGAACUUCCUCAGGGGGCACAAAAAUUGAUCAGACAAAUCACGGAAAAGUCGGGAAAUGUGUUUUUACAUACCAAGCUUAUUCUGGAUGAGAUCUUGGAUCUCACAACUGUUGGUCAUAUGCAAGACGCCCUCGAAAAACAGUCAACGGGGCUGAACCAAGUGUAUAAAUCAAUACUAGAGCGAAUUGACAUGCAACCAAGGGCAAGAAGGGAACUUGCUCGGCGAUUUAUCGGAUGGGUUGUCUUUGCGAAGAGACGUUUGAAAAUCGAUGAAGUAAUUCAUGCCUUCGCCGUUGAAGAUAUGGAUUAUAUUGAGGAAGCCAAGUUCGUCAGUCCUGACCUUCUUCUUCGAUCGUGUGUUGGUCUAGUGGUGUUACACGAUGACAAGACUGUUGCAAUGGUGCAUGCGACGGCUUACGAAUUUUUCGCAUCCACGGUGUUGUUACCGCGUGACAUGGAGACCGACAUCGCAGAGACAUGUCUACGGUACAUGUGUCUCAGUCUGUUCAAGGAAGGGCCAUGCACAAGUCGCGUGAAGAUGGCUCGCCGCUUGCGUGAAAUGCUGUUUCUAAACUAUGCCUCGCAGAAUUGGGCAAGACAUCUCAAAAAGAUAGAAAAUGUGGAGGAAGAUCUAAAGUCACUUGUUCAGUCUUUCAUUUGCAACGAGAGACUCCUGAAUGCCGCCCUUCAAGCAUUACAUUUCAGUAUUGAGCUUGAAGAUGAUCUCCCGGAGUCUCUUUUCGAUUCAAUCCCUCAAAAUCAAACGGCAUUGCAUGUCGCAGCUUAUUGGAAUCUUACGGGAACCCUCAGCACAUUGAUCGACGCAGGACCCAGUGCAUCUCUAGCAGAUAGUCAUGGCUGGACACCUCUCCACUACUCUUGUGCGAACCGUCAUUUUUCCUCGGCCGAAAUACUCGUGAGAAGCGGAGCGGAUAUCGAUGCCGCAGACCAUCAAGGGUGGACCCCUCUUUUCUGGGCGUCAUUCACUGGAAGUUUGGAGAUUGUUCGUCUUCUUCUCUCCAAGCACGCAGACUAUAGGAAGCGUAGCAUAUACGGUUGGACUGCACUACACUGGGCUAUAUCCCGCGGCGAAACCGACGUGGUUUUGGAGCUUGCGCGUCAUCAUAAAACGCAGCUGUCGCGUGUUACCAAGGCUGAUAUUCGGGCCAUCAGUGUCGAUGAUGUGAGACGAUUCAACACGCCGGAGAACACUUCACCACUACAAAUAGCAGCUGAGGGCAAGAAUUAUUUGAUAUUCGACUUGCUUGUGUCUCACUUUGAAGCGCCAGCUUCUACCGAACAGAAAGAUUUCGAGGAAAUCUGGUCCAGAGAGAGCCUCAAAGUCCAUGUUUCUGAGAGCACUUGGCAAAACUCGAUCUAUACAAUACUAAGCGGAGAGCCAAUGCCUCCGGCGGAUUUAAUUGCCGGGGAGAUAUACGUAGAAGAGAACCCGUACACCUACUUCAGGCAUGAACUUGUGAAGGAAGAUACAUCAGCAUGGAAGUCAAUUCUACUUGGCUCUGCCAUCCAAGAUGCAGAUCUCCAGGCAGCGAAGCUGUACCUCGAGCUUGGUGCAGAUUCGACUUACGUUUCUGAACAGGGAUCGAUGUUGGUCGUCGCUGCGCACCAGAAAGACCCACGUUUUAUACAACUCCUGCUGGAAAGGGGUGCCAAAGGACUACAGAACGAAACAGGCGAGUCUGCACUGAACACCGCUAUAUCCUGCGGAAACUUGGAAACAGCGAAAGUCAUCCUCGAAAGUGACCUUGUUCGGGGAAAUGAGGUUUAUCAGAGCGAAGGGCCUUUGCACACAGCCGCGGAUCAACAAGAUCCCCAGUUCGCAUUGCUUUUGUUAUCUAAAGGGGCACAGGUUGAGCUCCAAAAUUUCCGUCAGGUGACUGCCCUGGACAUCGCAGUGGCGAAGGGAUUCGUCGAGACAGCACAAGCUUUGAUCGAUGGUGGUGCGGACGUCAACCAUUUGUCGCAGGUCUCGUACACGGGUGAAUUGCAAACCUGUCUGAUGAGCGCCAUUUCGCUUGCCGGUGGGAACAAUAAGGAGCCGGAAAAGAGGGCCUUGGGAAUUGUAAUGGCUCGCAUGUUGCUUUCAAACGGGGCGGAUCCCAGCUUCCAAGAUGAAGAAGGCAAGACUGCUUUGCAUGUGGCGGCAACGUGUCGCAGUGUGGAAUGCAUCGAACUUUUGAGGGCGGCUGGGUCUAGCGUCGAGACUGUCGACAAGAGUGGGCGGACUCCAAUUCAUACCAUGAUAGAAUCUGCGGAGAUGAGCUGGAAUGUGGAAAAGGUGGAAGAGGUGGAAGCAGUUCUUCGCCUGCUGCUCCGAGGGUUAUCAGAAGAUUUGGUCAUCACAUUACUGGCCCAAGAAACGUGUCAAUCCAUUGGUUCUGACUCUUCGGGCGCCAAAAUCGUUGAACUAGACACGCCGUUGACCAGUGUGUUGAGGCGGAAAUAUUGGAAUAUAGCUCAUCUGUUGAUGACCUUUGGAGCGCAGCCCCCCACCGGCCCUUGUUUUCGGUCUAUUUUAAUGGAUGCGGUCGGCGCCCUUGAACAUCAGAUUGUGGAAAGCCUUAUAGGGAAUGGGGUGUCACCAGGUGAUGAUGCUGUUUUGGAAUUGGCAAAGGAUGUUGCCGACCGACUUGGCAACCAUUACUCUCUGCUUUCUUCACCGCGCAGGGACAAGGGUAGGGGAAUUAUAUCUAUGGCUGCACUGAGGCGUAUGACAGAAAAGGCAAGAUUUCCAACCCUUCGAGUCCUUUCGUCCGAGGAAAUUACGCAGGCCUUCCAGCGGAUUCUGGUCAGUUUGGCGUCGGCGGGCGCAGACGUGAACUUCUGUGACCCAGAAGAAAACAAAACUUCUCUUCUCCUUGCAGUUGAAAGGGCUCCACUUGCUCUGGUUACGACCGCUCUAUUAGAGAUUGGUGCUGAUUGCUUCCAUUCUGAAAAUGCAUUUGAUCCUAUUUUGACGGCUGCGGCAGUCAACAAUAUAGAGUCACUGCGUUGCCUAUUAGCUCAUACCUCAACCUCGCCAAAGCCGGAGCAUUGGACCCAACAUCUGGAGUGUCAGAGCCAGCUGAGCGACAAAGAGAUCUUCAACUGUAUAUGUCUGGCUUUGAAACGCGCCGAGAAGCUAGACUACCAGUACUCAAAUGGUCAAACAUUGCUGCACCUCGCCGCAGAAAUAGGGAACCUCGAUUUAGUCCUCAGCUUGACCUACCAUGGUGCUCGUGCAGAUAUACCAGAUGAAGAUGGCUUCUUUCCCAUCCAUCGUGCUGCGUAUGAAAUUUCGUUAUAUGCCUUGGAUGAGGAUGGCGAACAGCACCGGCAUUCUCAUCAUGAUAUAGUACAGCACCUUCUUCCGAUGAAUAUGGUGAAACACAAUUCCGAUCAUCAUUGGGGCACGAUACUUUGGCGCGCUUUGGAAUAUCGCGACGAGAUCAUGUUUCUGUAUCUUCUUGAACUCGAGAACGAUUUCAACUCGUGUGCCGCACUUUCUCCAGGUCACCCGUCACUUCUUUACCAUGCAUCUGUUCGUGGGUUGGAAAAAGUAGUAUCUUUCUUACUGGAAAGCAACGUUGAUAUUGAAAUGGCUGACAACUGUGGAUGGCGUCCACUGCAUGGCGCAUCACACCGUGGUCAAACCGCAAUAGUUGAGAGACUGAUUACUGCCGGAGCUAGCGUCUGCGCUUCCACAACAAAGUUCCACGAGGAUUCCUUUACGGGUGCCGAUCAUGGCGGGGAAUUAUGGAAUGGCCAUCCUCUCCAUUUGGCCGUAAUAGAGGGCAAUGUCGAAAUGGUUGAGCUUCUUUUGAAGCACGGUGCAGAUGUGGGUGCAAACACACGAUGCUUCAAAAGCCUCGAUGGAAGCAUACGUGGACCGACUGCACUUCAUAUAGCACUAGACCCACGAGCAUGGCAUUUAGAAGAUUUAGAAGACGAGGAAGAUCGUCACGAAAACUAUUUGAAGAUUGCUAGAAUGCUGAUUGAAAAGGGGGCUUCUGUGGAAGGUGUCUUGGAUCAAUUGCAUGUGAACGAUGUUCCAAAGUUCGAGGGGUAUGAAGAUGUCUGGGAUAAGAUUCGAGGCUAUACAUAA
Messenger RNA from Penicillium concentricum, 5256 nucleotides. RefSeq lists its product as uncharacterized. The transcript has 5 exons. The coding region runs from base 1 to 5256 and encodes 1751 amino acids. The record is from RefSeq and is a predicted model, not a curated record. Lineage: Eukaryota; Fungi; Ascomycota; Eurotiomycetes; Eurotiales; Aspergillaceae. Gene Ontology annotation, molecular function: protein binding.